UCGGUUUGCUCGGACAGUAGUGCGGAGCUCUGACUACGCGAGACUUUUAUAACCUCACAAAUGCGCGAGCCGUGUACUCUCGUGCGCGAUGACAGCCACGCUAGGUUCCGUUCGUGCUACAUUCAGGAGUCUUGGUAAAGAAAGGCACUAAAACAUGUCAAAGGGUCGAUGAUGCAGCCAGAUAGAAAGGUCAUAGCCAGUGAAAAUAGUAUGCAACGUAUAAAUGCUUGUCAGUAACCUGUAUACACUUAGUCUAAUCUAGAGUUUGGGGAUAGGCUGAAUUGUUUUGUUUUGCAAAGGUGAUGUUAUGUUUAAUAAACCUGUAUAACAUAUAGAAUAUGUGUGUGUAACGUAGUCAUCCCAGUCGUGGAAUAACGUUUGAAGAAUGAAUGUGAAUAUCUCGGAGGGGGUCACACAUUUAAUUAACACAAUAAUCUAAGUGCUACAUUUUUAGAACACGAGAAAUCCGAGUGGCCGCAAACGCGCCACCGCCUGGCAGUUGGUGUCUCUCCCUCCGCCCCCUCUGCUCGGCCUGAAAGCAAUUCACUCUGAUGACGUCACUCGCAGAGUUGUCAUGGCGUCUUUGGGACCGAAGCUGCUGCUGCAAUUUAGCUAAAAAAAAAAAAAAAAAAAUCUGUCGACAGUCCGUAAAACGAAAUGGAGAAAAAUGCAACCCUGCAUCGAGACACUGACGGGAGCGCUUUGUGUGCUACGAUCGCGGGUGAGAUGGGUGAUGUUACGGCUGUCGGCGGGGUGAAAGGAGCAGCCGAGAAAUGCAAGAAUAGUGAGGCUCCUCUCAGUACUUUGGUUAACGUUAGUUGUAAUAACCACACCACAAAUGUUAGUGCUCCUAGCGCCGUUAAUGACAUUUCCAGUGUCGGGAAGUCUGACGUGCCAGAAGUGAUCGAAAUCCUCCCCGUGCAGGAGGAGAAGAAGAAGGACACAGCGGCGAGCGGAUCGUGGUCGGAGUCCGGCGAGCAGAUCAGUAACGGGAUGGGGCAUGACUCGGUGCUGGCUGCAGGAGAUAGCGAGGGUGGUGCCUCAAAGUUAGUAAACAACAAAACCGACGGCCCGUCCUCACCUCCCGCUAAGGAGAGCACAGAUGUGUCGGCUGGGGUUUUGGCUUGUGCAGAAAGUGAACCGACAAAACUUGCCAAACCGACUCAUCUGUGUCCGGGCAAUGAAAUCACAGCAACCGUCAAGUCGGGGAUGUCCGGUGAUCACACCUUAUCAGAGGGAUUGCCGAGUGGGAGUGACCCCGAUCCCAGCCUCGGUGGAGAGUCCCGAAGCAUAGAUUCACUCGAGUCCUUCUCCAACCUCAACUCCUGCCCCAGCUCCGACCUGAACAGCGAGGGACUGGAGGACAGAGGACUGGCUCUGGCCCUGCAGAACGAGUACGGGCCCGAUGGGACAAAGACUUCGUGCGCUAAAGACCGGGCCGCCGGCCAGUCCAUAUACCACAUUAAGUGGAUCAAGUGGAGGGAGGAGAAUACGCCGAUCAUCACCCAGAACGAGAACGGCCCCUGUCCAUUACUGGCAAUUAUGAAUGUCCUUCUGCUCGCAUGGAAGGUUAAGAUGCCACCCAUGAUGGAAAUUAUAACUGCUGAGCAACUGAUGGAGUAUCUUGGAGACUACAUUCUGGAAACAAAGCCUAAAGAAAUAUCAGAGGCUCAGCGGCUAAACUACGAGCAGAACAUGAGCGAUGCCAUGGCGGUGUUACACAAGCUGCAGACAGGUCUGGAUGUGAACGUGAAGUUCACAGGGGUGCGAGUGUUUGAGUACACCCCAGAAUGCAUUGUGUUUGAUCUGCUGGACAUCCCUCUCUACCAUGGCUGGCUGGUUGACCCCCAGAUGCAUGACAUUGUCAAGGCAGUGGGCAACUGCAGUUACAACCAGCUGGUAGAGAAGAUAAUAUCCUGCAAACAGUCAGACAACAGCGAGCUGGCAGGGGAAGGCAUCGUGGCAGAGCAGUUCCUGAACAGCACAGCCACUCAGCUGACGUACCACGGCCUGUGUGAGCUCACAUCCACCGUACAGGAGGGAGAGCUCUGUGUCUUUUUCAGGAAUAACCACUUCAGCACCAUGAUCAAGUACAAGGGCCAGCUGUACCUCCUGGUUACAGACCAAGGUUUCCUGACAGAGGAGAAGGUCGUCUGGGAAAGUCUGCACAACGUCGACGGAGACGGCAAUUUCUGCGACUCCGAGUUCCGGUUGCGGCCUCCAUCUGAUCCAGAGACUGUGUACCGGGGCCAGCAGGAUCAGAUAGACCAGGACUAUCUGAUGGCGCUGUCACUGCAGCAGGAGCAGCAAAGCCAGGACCUACAGUGGGAGCAACUUCCCGAGGGCAUCAGCGACCUAGAGCUGGCAAAAAAGCUUCAGGAGGAGGAGGACCGACGAGCCUCCCAGUACUACCAGGAGCAAGAGCAGGAGCAGGCGGCAGCGGCGGUGGCUGCUGCUGCAGUACAAGCACAGGGCCAGCAGGAGCCUGCCGAGGGAGACGAGGCGGACAGAGGAGUAGGAGGAGCAGCAGCAGCCGGCGCGGGGACGGCAGCAGCAGCUGGAUCCACACCCAGCCCGGGAAAACAGUCCUCCAGCGGAGAGCGCAAACCCAAGAAAGAAUCGAAGGAUAAAGACAAAUGUGUUAUUUUGUAACAUAUAGCGUGUGUGUGUGUGUGUGUGUGUGUGUGUGCGUGUGUGCGUGUGUGUGUGUGUGUGUGUGUGUGCGCGCAUGUAUGAGUGUUUUGUGCAUUUGCUUAUCUGUGAGAAAGGGGACAGCAUCUGUUUCUCCAUGGACUGGACACACAAUGCGCAGCCCCCACUUGACAGCAAACAAGGGAAGGAGACGUUUGAGGAGAGGCGCGACAAGACUAACGGAGGAUCUGCUGUUCCCAAACCACUGGUGCCUGCUAUCCUCUAUCCUCAGUGGAACCUGGACAUCAGAGGCAGGGACACAACAACGACAACUACCCCGUAUCUUUCAUAGAGUCGGCCAAACUUUGUUACAAGUUGCACAGUGCACUAUAUUUGUGAUGUGGGGUCAAGUUUAUUUGGGGUGGUAUGUUUUAUAGCAAAAGACAUAAUCUGAAGAAAACAAAGCGUCGCCCUCUCACUAUGUUCUUUAAAAAAAAAAAAAAAGAAAUCAUUCAUUUUUCAUUUUUGCAGCUUAUAAGCUUUUUUUCUACGUAUCAAUAUUUACAAAGCGAUAUAGACAGACCCACCUUUUUGGUUUUAGUCGUUUUUUUUUUUUUUUUUAAGUUAGAUGCCAAGAUUCACAUUUUAUUUAUGUUUUUGGGAGAGGUUUUUUUUUUCUGCGUGUGUAAACUGAGAGGGAUUUUCUCAUAAUAUUGCCUGUUGCAAAUCAAUGUAACACUAUUUGUGUCCCCUCCGAAAAACGCUAUGUACCUAAUGGUUAAUUAAUGCCAGAUAGCUGCCAGAUACUGUAGCUACCUAACAUAACUCAUCACAGCUUGUCCUGUUAAGAUUUGCCUUACCAGAGUAUGGCAGUGUUGUAUUCUGCUCUGUUUGAAUGUGAUUGUGUUUGUUUUCAUGUGUAUGGCGUGUACAGUGUACGUGUGCUACAUGGUCUAAUGGCGUGUGGUGUACAUGUUUCAUUUACUGAGGAUCGCUGAUGUAACAAUUUUAAAUUUGGAUAUAGCCAAAACUUUUAUGCUGUAUUAGAUAAGCUACAAAUUUAGACAUUUAAUGUCUUUUAUGUUAUGAUUCAAUUUCACAAAAACUAUGUUUGGGUUUCAGAUUUUAACUGAGGAAUUUCUGUCUGAAUCUGAUUUAGUUUCUACGUGAGACACAACAAGCAUUUGGCAGAUUAGAUUUGUAUUAGAUGGCACCCACUUUAGAGUGUAUGGUAGUUUUGAAAGGUCAUAUUUCAUUCUCGCAGUCUCUUCUGGCAACUUCCUGAAGAGAUGCAGUGUGCGUGCAGUCACUAUCAUGAUCUCCUCUGUUAGGUCGUGGAUGCAGAAGUUACACUGCAGCUUGGUUUUUGAAAAGAAAUGCCAUAGAAUUCAGUCAUUUACAUCUAAAUUAUAAAAGUGAACAUGUGAUAGCUUAUCCACAAAAAAACCUGAAUGCAAACCCCAAAUCCAAACAGGUGUUUUAACUCUUCACAAUGUUUGAAACUUCAUUUGUUUCAUGUUGUAGAAACUGACACCAGCCCUCGAAGGGGAAAUUCAGAUGUGGUCUGUGGAAUUUAAGGCCUGAUAGUGAAAGUUCACAAAUUGAGCUGUACCAGGGGGAGCAUAGGACAUUCAUUCUGAAUACUGCAGUUCUGUGAUGUCACCUUUUAACUUGUGUGCAUUUCGCUGCUGCAUUGAGCGUGCAAACACAUGAUGUACAUAUUUACCUAAUGCAUUCUUAUAAUGGAUUUAGCUAGUGGUUUGUGCCAUUAUUGUACCAUGGGACUGCCUCCUGAGAAACUUUUCUAUCUAUACAUUCCAAUUGGAUGCCUUGACUCAAGUCUUCUGUUACAGACUGAGACAGUUGUCAUAGGAGGUCAUCUGCAGUGCUUGUAAAGUGGUCUCAGUUAUUUUGUUCAGUGAGAACGAAUUAAUUGUCAGGACAGAAUGAUUACAUGGAGGCAGCAGGCUACCUACUUUGUAGGAAGCCUUUCUAAUGGGCUUUAUGUGAUGGCUAGAGUCUGAGCUCCUUGUUUGGUUGGCCCUAACAAGGCUACGUUUUGUAUAUAUAUAUAAAACGCCUUACAACAUUUCAAUAUAAUUUAUAGGACAAAAGGAAAUAGGUGUAAUACCAGAAUGAGACAAUCCAUGCGUUUUUUUCACAUGAACACCAGAAAUACUCUCAGGCCUUUUCUGAAGGGACAUAUCCUUGAGUGUCUUUUAUGUAUCGGCACAGUUCCUCGGCCUGUAGUCACUUUCUCAGUCACAACUUUUAAGUAUCCUUGUAUGUAUACACACCACGACUAUUUUGACACUUUGAAGGACUUAACACUAUAUUAUUUAAGACCCUCGUGUUUGAACUUCACACUAAAAGAAACUGAAUUAAGCUGCUCUUGUGUUAACUUGGACUACCUGAAAAAAAAAAAAACUCCUUGCACAGGGUUAAGGAACAUUGUUAUUAAUUACACUUUUUAUGGAUUUAGCACUUCUUUUUCCAUGCAGUUCAGAAGAAUAACACAUAUAAUCAUAAGUUGAUAGCAAGAAGUCAAGAAGGGGAGGCUUUCUUAUUUUUAUUAUUAUUAUUUCUUGUCUGUCUUUUUGUGAGUUUCACCUCAUUUAUGUCUCGGCCCGUCAAGUGAACAUGCUGAUUAAACAUUCCAGUGGAAGUUUAAAAAAAUGAAACUUCACUUAGGGCAGUCUGUUGAUAUGAAAAAUGUAUGUUGGUCGGUGUAUGUGUGAGUGAAACAUGCCACACAUUUUUAUGUUUAUAUGUUUAUAAUAUUAUUUCAGAUUUACUACUGUGCAUUAGCUUGCUAUCCCUAGUCAUUAUUACCAGAAUUUGAUAUUUUUGUUGUAACGUGUUCGUUUCACCCUAGUUCCUAAGAUGAAUUGAUCAGAAGGAUAUUGUGUGUUCAGUGUCUCAAAGUGGUUUCUUGUAUGCCUUGUAAAAGUGAUGGUGGGGUAAAUGCUGUAAAAUUAGUGUUUUGAAAAGGUGGUCGUUGAACAAAUAGUCGUUGUAAUUGGUUUUGCACUGUUAACAUUGAUAUGCACUAACAGAAGAGAAACAUACCUCAUUUUAUACAGAACAUAAAUUGUGCAAGAGUGCUAUUGUUCUUUGGGUACAUUUAAAAAAAAAACUGAAUGAUGGCCAAAAGAAUUAUCUCAAGGUGGCAGCGGUGGCAGAAGCCAGCUGAAUAACAUAAAUUUGUAAAAGUAUGAAAGGGCUGUUUAAAUGUUCUGGCUCAAAAUGAAGGAGUACAUUUGUUUGAAAAAAAAAAAAAAUAUAUAUAUAUAUAGUACCACGUCAAUAGAACUUUGCUGCAAUUUGAUAUAUUCAGGUUAGUGGUACACCUAUACCAGACAAAAGGCUACCAGUACACAGGCCUGAGUACCAGCACACAGCUCAAGGAUGAUGAGCAAGAUCUGAAUUAGAGCGAUAGAUGGAUGUCCAACUGAGGUGUUUUUUUUCUACAAAGUACAGAAGAAAAUAUGUAGACAACACUGGUACUCAACCUAAUCAGCAAAAACAAAAAUGGUGUAGGUGCACCUCUAAUUCAGGUAGUUGUUUUUCCAGGUCAGAGUCUGUCAUUUAACUACACAACUUUUCAAAUAUGCUCAAACUUUUACAAACAAAACAGGGGAAAGGCUGCUUUAUAAGGCUUGAGUGUUGUCAUCUAUGUAGCAGAGGGAAAUGUUCAUUCUUGUUGUAUGAGACACACAUCCAGACUGCUGAACAAUCUAAAGGGAGACAUUUUCUUUAAUGCAAUAUAAAACUCCCAGAUUUUACUUUGUGGUGCAUGUAUAGUGUGGACUGAAAAGUUAGGCAAAGUAAAAAAUCUUAUCAACUACCCCUAAGAACAUCAUUUCUACGGCCCAUUAUGUUUAUAUUUCACCUAAAAUCAUACAAGCAAAAGGAAGGUGUUUGUGAAUAUGGGAGGUUACUCAUUUGUGUUGAUUUCAAUGUUCAUCUAUUUACAUAAAUGACCAAAUAAUGUAUGUAGCCUUUCACAUUACAGUCACAUAAUGUAUGUGGUGAUAUAUAUAUAUAUAACAAAAUGCCUUAUAGACGAGGGACAUUCAACCUGAUUAGAAGUACCAGGAUAAUAAAAGACUAAGAUGAAUA
This is a messenger RNA of Larimichthys crocea (large yellow croaker), 6753 nucleotides long. It is a transcript of the gene mindy2, whose product is annotated as MINDY lysine 48 deubiquitinase 2. Gene Ontology annotation, molecular function: cysteine-type deubiquitinase activity; K48-linked deubiquitinase activity; cysteine-type carboxypeptidase activity. Gene Ontology annotation, biological process: protein K48-linked deubiquitination. The record is from RefSeq and is a predicted model, not a curated record. The transcript has 9 exons. The coding region runs from base 658 to 2652 and encodes 664 amino acids. Gene Ontology annotation, cellular component: cytosol; cell periphery. NCBI's taxonomy places the organism in Eukaryota, Metazoa, Chordata, Actinopteri, Sciaenidae.